This is a messenger RNA of Oikopleura dioica, 4587 nucleotides long. Lineage: Eukaryota; Metazoa; Chordata; Appendicularia; Copelata; Oikopleuridae. The record is from the annotation of a GenBank genome assembly.
AUGAUUUUCUUUCUCUUUUUGCCGAUUUUCGCGGCGGCGUACCACUUCGACGUGACCCCCAACGGCCAGUGGAUCAUCCGUGGCGAUGAGGGAGCGUAUCUUGAUUCGGGACAUUACAUGCUCUGCCAGAAUGGCGAAUGCUACAAUACCAUUAACGGAGAACUGGAAGUCGUACCCGUCCAAAUGCACAGAUAUGGAGAGGACGUAAUUGGCGCUUAUGAUGAGUCUGUCUUCGUGAUGCUUGCUCCGCCGAAGGGAGUAGAGGCACACGUCUACAUGCGUAACUACAACGACCUUGAAACGGUCGUCUUCGGGCAACACUUCUUUCCGAAUUAUCCGAACAUGUCGAUUUACGACCGAGAUCGAGUGUCCACGUCCUUUCCAUCAGUCAAGGUGCCCAAAGAAAGCGACGCCUACUACAUCAACCCUUGUGGCUAUCACACAGGCUGGACCGACCUACGUAAAGGCAGCUGGGAUCAGAAGAACAUGACCGACAUGUGCGGCGGUCUCGAAGGAGGGCCCUUUUUUGUCUUCGACGAGGCGAACUACACUCGAGGAUACGCGGGGCAGUUCUUCGCUAUCUCUUCGUACUCCAACUUCAUGGUUCACAACACUCAAGUGGCGCAAAAUGAUUAUUACAAUGAGCUUUGGUUUGGGCUCAUGGGAUCAGUAAACGAAGUACCUUUUGGAUUCUCGUUAGAGACGAUAAUUUCAUACUCCAACAAAGGUUUCUCCGCAGGAAUGGACAAAUUGGGCUCUACCUUACGAAAGCGCUAUGGAAAGACCCUGGAUAAGCGGGAGUCCGAUAUGACUGCGAAUUAUUUGAGUUACUGGACUGAUAACGGAGCCUUUUAUUAUUACCACACUGACCAAAACGACGUCUACGAAGAUCAACUUGAGAAAAUUGCCAAACAGGAUAUUCCAUUCCAGCCAGAGUUUUCAAAGAAAACAAAUAGAAAAGCCACUUCCUGGAACUACGACUCUUGGUGGUACUUCAAGGACGCUGGGGACCAUGGAGGUGUUGUGAACUGGACAGCCAUGCCGAGCGUUUUCCCGAAUGGCAUGGAAGAAACGUUUGAGAAAACGCAUCUACCAGUUACUGCUCACAACAGGUGGUGGUCAGCAAGCACGUCUUACGCAAAGCAAAACGGGGGUCAGUACGAUUUUAUCGUUCAAAAAGGAGAGAACGAGACAGCGCUACCGACGACGAUCGACUUUUGGCGAGAUCUGUUCGCGAAUGCUACUUCCUGGGGAUUGAAGGUCUAUGAACAGGAUUGGCUAAACAAACAGACGGAGAAGUUGGAAGAGUUGACGACUAGUGCCACUUUGGGACGGGACUGGUUGAUGCAGAUGGGUCAAGCUGCAGAAGAGCACGGAAUUAAUAUUCUCUAUUGCAUGGCUAUGCCUAGACACAUGCUUCACACAACCUACUCGAACGCUCUCGGUUUGGCUCCGUUCAAAGAUGUCUUCUGGACUACAAAAGAACAGCCUGGCAAUCCUCGUUAUGGAGACAAGUACGAAUUUAGAACAUACUUACAAGCGAUGGUCGCCACUCUGUCCACCGGACCAGUUGGUAUCGGCGACCAAAUCGGGAAGACGGACAUGAAAUUGCUGAACAGAACGAUGAUGCCAGACGGAAGAAUUCUCAAGCCAUCAGUUCCCGCGUCAAUUCCUGACAUUCUCAUUUGGACGCUUGAUACAAAACUCUACCUGAACGGAACUACGGAGUGGUUCACGUACUCUCAGAUCGGAGACACCAACGAAACCCUCUUUGAUUUGACCAUGGCUUUUGCUGAAAGCAACCCUCCUUUUAUUUCCCAUCAGCCAGCCCAUAAAGAGUCCAAAAACUACAUGGCUGUAACUCAUACCGGCGAGUUUUCUUACUACAAAGGACAGUACGGAGACGAAAUGAAGUACAGAAACGUUGGGAACUACAGUGAACUCGUCGUCGUCUUUUCUGGCUCGCCGAUUUGGAAAAUGGGAACUCAGCUGAAUCACGAAAUCUCGCUCUUCGGCGAGACGACUUCAAAAAUGACCUCCGUAUCUCCCGUCAGAUUUGCUCGAAUGGACAUCGACCCCUCUCAUAUUUACAUCGACAUGAAUGGAGUCGAGGAAGAAGUCAUCAUUCUAGAGUGGCUCAUCGACGAAGUGCCGACUCAGUUGAACUGUACUGUCCCCGUCAGUGGCAAAGUCUCGGCGAAUGUUAUUGUCACAAGCGAAGACAAACUCUCACUUGCAAAAUGGGACAACGAAAACGUCUUCGUCCACGAGUCCCGCAAACGAGUCGGGCACACCAUCUUCGACGCUUCAAAGAAGUCAACCGUGCUCGAAAGCGCGAAAAACGUCCAAUACACACUCCUUGAAGAUGGCAAACCGGCGACCACUUUCAAGAUCGAUUCCAAUGGCCUUGUUUCUCUCGCCAAGCCGCUUGACCGGGAAACGAAGGAUGUUUACAAAAUGACGAUUUCUGCCGAAGACUCCAACGGCAACGUCCUCGAAAGGAAGAAGUCCUUCAACCUGAUCGUCAGUGACGGAAACGACAAUCGUCCAACUUUCGACAAGUCCUUCUACAACUUCGAAAUAAAGGAGCACGCCAAAGCUGGCACACAACUGACGCCGAUUUCCAACGUCGACGAAAUCGUCGUUGAAGAUAAAGACUUGAGAACAGACCGGAAAGGACUGGAAGAAUGCGAAGUUGGCUACAACUUUGGCGACUUUGAAUUCAAAAUCGAUUCGGAGUACUUUCAAGUGAAGACCUGCUUCAAUGAGAAAAAAGAACGAUAUGAACCUUUGAUAACUCUGAAAGCAGCGUUCGAUGAAAAACUCGAUCGGGAAAAUCAACCGAUUGACGAUUCACUCGAUUUUUUCAUUUGGGCGGAAGAUAUGGGCGUCCCUGCGCAGAAAUCAGAACGCGUGAAGAUUCAGGUGAAAUUGGCGGACAUCAACGAUUUUGCGCCAAAGUUCGCCAUGGCCGAAUACUCUGGCAGCGUCAGGGAAGACGUACUGAUCGGCGCUGAGGUCAUGCGCGUAGACAUCGUCGACCCAGACACGGGAUCGAACGCAGAUGUCGUCGUCCGACUCGUCAAUGACGAAACUGCCUCUUUUUCCGUGCAUGUGUCUGACGAUCAGAGCCAAGCAAUUAUCAAAACGACAAAACAGCUCGACGCAGAACGCGAUUUUCCGCCAAAUCAAGUGCACAAAUUUGAGCUCACGGCUUACAGCAAAGAAAAGCUCCAGAACGCGGAAAACACCAUCGCCAAGGCUCAAGUGCAAGUUAAAGUCAUCAACGUUGAUGAACCACCCGUCGUUUCGGAGCGUCGGCUCUUUGUCGAGGAAAACCUGCCGCCUGGGACGGCAAUUGCCAAUUCCUCGGGAUUAGCUUCGGAUCCUGAGGGAGAUUCGUUUAGCUAUUCCAUCGGCAACUCUGAAGAAGUACCUUUCGAUAUCGAUUCUCAAAGCGGCCGAAUCACCACGAACAGAAGACUCGACUUUGAGGCCCAAGAAAGCUACAAACUAGAAGUUCUAGCAACUCCUUCUGUCGGACCAGCUGGUUCAGGAAUCGUCGAAAUCAACAUUAUUGACAAGAACGACAUGAAACCGAGACCAAGUGGAUCGAUGACGAUAACUUACUGUGUUAACAAUCCAUCCUGGAGCUCAAACAUCAACUUUACUGAUCCCGAUUAUCAAGCGAGCCCCAAGAUCGAAAUUCGUCAAAAUUCUCGUUCUAGCGCCUGGAAUGGAAUCGAGCUCGUCAUUAUCGAAUCUGGAGCUGGCUGGGCUACCGUUUCUAUCCGGACAAACGACGACUCCAGAAUUGCAGCAGGGAUGAAAUUGCCAGUCAUCGUUUCAGACAACAAAUACGAAGAAGAAUACGACCUGAUCAUCAAUACAUGUUCUUGUAAUGACAAAGAAUCAAUGUCAUCAAGUUGCGACGCUAUCAUUGGAUCGCCUCCUAUGAAAGCUCAGCUCGCUGUCGCUGUAAUUGUUGCUGUUGGAUUCUCACUCGUGACGAUCAUCAUUUUCACUGCCUGGCGAAAGAGAAGAGUCCAGAAGCAAUUCAACUGCGAGCUUCCGCCCAUGGACAAUUUCGACGAUGAUAUUCGAGAGAACAUCGUUCAAUAUGCGGAAGAAGCAGGGGAAGAGCCCGGCCCAGCAGAUUACAACUUGCAGCUGCUGCAAAAAGAAACGAUGCAACGGAAUUCAAAGCAGAAUGGAAUCGUUCCAAAAGAAUAUACGGAUUCGUUGAAGAAAAAAGUCGCCAAUGUUUCGAACCAGUACAAUAUCGCGCCUUAUGAUUCUCUUCAGCUCUACCAUUACGAGGGCGCUAAUUCGAUAUUCUCCUCGUUGUCUUCAAUCCACAGUGCUCUUACAGAGCGCUCACUAAACUUCGCCGCCAUGGAUGCCCAACCGAAGAUGGAAAAAGUGAUGAAGCUUUUUGAAUCUUCUGAUCCUUUCUCUGACUCAAGAAAUCUUGAGAGUAUCUCUCUCAAUGCCACACUAACGCGCAUGCCAAAGAAGAACCUGCAAGUCACAUGCUUGGAAGAAGCUGAUACUGGGAUUGAUCUUGACUUCAGAACUGAUUUAUAG